AUGUGCACACUGACGCUUGAUAUAGACGUUGUAUUUCAACUAGUUGGGAGUGCGACAAAGAGCAUUCCAGGCACAGCCUAUGGAGUUCUCUUAGGGGCACGAUCCUCAGAAACCGAGACGCGAGCCAGUGAAUUCCUUCAGGUCUCACGUCUAGGGGACAACACGGCCCCUCUGCAGUCGACUCUCCGUGCAUUGUGCGGUGACAGCGACCCUGUGGCUUACUUUGUGACGGUUCCGGACCACCUCUACCUUCGUGACGAUACGUUUCAAAACACAUGCAAGAACUGCGUCAGAAACCUCGUAGAAGGUAACUGCGUUGUUGAUUUUGUUUUCCUAUUGACGCUAGACCCAUAUAUGCUAGAGUUUGGUAUAUUGGACUUUAAGGCCUUUACAUUGGACGCAGAGACAAAGGAAUUUGUCGAAGCAUCCGUCGAGAUCAGCUCAGACUCAUACGAGAUGAAACAACUUUUGACUUUGCUGAGAGAUACUCCAGGGGCCGAAUUUCUCGUGAAGUCGCCUUUGCCGAAUUGCAAUGCACUAACAGAGACGCUAGAAACGUACAAAAAGCUAAUGCAAGAACAUAGCAAUAAAAUUAUUAAAAAGGCGCUUCAAGAUAAGCUGAAUGUACUCCGCAAAGUGAAGGAUAGCAUACUAGCGUUUUUGGGCCAAUGA
This is a messenger RNA of Giardia duodenalis, 672 nucleotides long. RefSeq lists its product as uncharacterized. Bases 1 to 672 code for a protein of 223 amino acids. The transcript has a single exon. Lineage: Eukaryota; Fornicata; Diplomonadida; Hexamitidae. The record is from RefSeq and is a predicted model, not a curated record.